AUGGAACAAAGGAACAAUGUAACUGAGUUUGUCCUCUUGGGGCUCACUCAGAGCCCCCAGGGUCAGAAAAUACUAUUUGUCAUCUUCUUGCUCAUCUACAUCGUGACCAUGGUGGGCAAUCUCCUCAUUGUCCUGACUGUGGUGUCCAGCCCAACUCUUGACAUCCCCAUGUACUUCUUUCUUGGCAACUUAUCAUUUAUGGAUGCUGUUUAUUCUACUACAGUCACCCCAAAUAUGAUUAUAGACUUAUUCUACUUACUCUAUGAGAAGAAAACCAUUUCAUUUCGAGCUUGCAUGACCCAACUUUUUACAGAGCACUUAUUUGGUGGUGCUGAGAUUUUACUCCUGGUGGUCAUGGCCUAUGACCGCUACGUGGCCAUCUGCAAACCCUUGCAUUAUUUGACAACCAUGAAUCGGCGAGUGUGUGUUCUGCUGCUGCUGUUGCCCUGGGUUGGUGGGUUUGUACAUGCUGUAGUUCAUAUUCUCUUUGUUUACAACCUUCCCUUCUGUGGCCCCAAUGUCAUUGACCACUUCGUCUGUGACAUGUACCCCUUGUUAAAACUCGCAUGCGCUGACACCCACAUUAUUGCCCUCACGGUGCUGGCCAAUGACGGGGUAAUCUGCGUGGUCCUCUUCACGCUCUUGCUCCUCUCCUACGGGGUCAUCCUGUGCUCCCUGAAGGGUCUUAGUCAGGAAGGGAGGCGCAAAGCCUUGUCCACCUGUGGCUCCCACAUCACUGUGGUGGCCCUCUUCUUCGUGCCCUGUAUUUUUCUGUAUGUGAGACCUCCUUCCACUUUACCCAUUGACAAAUACUUGGCAGUGUUUUACACCAUCGUCACCCCUAUGUUGAACCCUCUGAUCUAUACACUGAGAAAUGGAGAGAUGCAAAAUGCCAUGAAAAAGCUAUGGAUCAGAAAAAGAAAAUGA
Messenger RNA from Rangifer tarandus platyrhynchus (Svalbard reindeer), 927 nucleotides. The record is from the annotation of a GenBank genome assembly. Lineage: Eukaryota; Metazoa; Chordata; Mammalia; Artiodactyla; Cervidae.